AUGUCAAAGAACACAUGUAAUCUCAAUCUCUCUCUACAGUAUCUCCUUUCUAUGAUCGCAUUAUCGUUGCUGUUGCUUAAAGCAGAUUCAAGAACCCACCGUGGAGACACGCGGAUGCUCAGGGAUCUAAAACAGGGGUUGAACCCGAAGUCCAUAGCCCUUGGAUCUUGCUUGAGCUCGUGGGACUUCUCAGUGGAUCCAUGCGACCAUAUCUUCGGCGACAAAUUUACUUGUGGAUUCAGGUGUGACUGGGUUUCUUCCGGUUUAUUCCGAGUCACUGAGAUCACUCUUGACCCGGUGGGUUACUCUGGUUUACUCUCGUCAACCACCUGGAACCUGCCUUACUUACAAACUCUUGACGUAUCAGACAACUCCUUCUAUGGUUCAAUCCCAGACUCAAUUUCCAACCUCACUCGGCUCCGUCGACUCAGUCUCUCAAAGAACUUGCUUUCUGGCAAAAUACCCAUCUCUCUUGCAUCUCUUAGACAACUCGAAGAGCUUUAUAUUGAUAACAACAGUCUCCAUGGACCCAUUCCAUCAAGCUUCAACUCUCUUGUAAGCUUAAAAAGACUUGAAAUCCAAGAAAACAAUCUCUCCGGUGAGUUUCCUGAUCUGGGUGCUCUAAAAGACCUGAACUAUCUUGAUGCUAGUGAUAACCAAAUAUCUGGUGAAAUUCCUUCAACACUACCGGUGUCUCUUAUUGAGCUAUCUAUGCGAAACAACAAGUUACAAGGAAAGCUACCUGAUAAUUUGGGCGAUUUGGAGUUUUUACAGGUCUUGGAUCUUAGCCACAACGAGUUAUGGGGUCCUAUCUUGCCAGUUCUUUUUUACCAUCCUUCUCUUCAACAACUUACUCUUUCCCAUAAUAACUUCACGUUCUUGCAAGUUCCAGGUACAAUGGGUUUAACAAGCAACUUAAUAGCUCUUGAUUUGAGCUAUAAUGAUCUUAGAGGCGUGUUACCAGGUUUUUUAGGUUCUAUACCGCAGUUGUCAGCUUUGUCUCUAGAGAAUAACAAGUUUACCGGAAUGAUACCAACUCAGUAUGCUUUGAAAGUGGCUGUUCCGAGGAGCAAUACUUCCUCUUUUGAGAGGCUAUUAUUAGGUGGUAAUUACUUGUUUGGUCCGAUUCCGGGCCCUCUAAUGGGUUUAAAACCGGGUUCUGCAAAUGUGAGUUUGGUUGAUAAUUGUUUAUAUACGUGCCCUGAUGCGUUUUUCUUUUGUCAGGGUGGGAAUCAGAAGUCAUUAGUGGACUGUAAGAAAAGAUUUAAGCCUGUGAUUCCUUAG
This is a messenger RNA of Dovyalis caffra, 1284 nucleotides long. Lineage: Eukaryota; Viridiplantae; Streptophyta; Magnoliopsida; Malpighiales; Salicaceae. The record is from the annotation of a GenBank genome assembly.